CCGAAGAUAAUCGUACUUUCAUGCGAAUUGUGUAAAUCCCGGACGGAAUCGCUGGUGUGAGGGCGAUAGUUGAGGAAACACACUGUCCACCGUCGGAGGAAGGGGCUAGGUAUGGCCCGUGACUCGCGGAAUUAUCGAAUAAACAACGCCCCGUGUAAAGACGGCCAAUGCGCCGCAAAACUGUCGACGAGUCCACCGAACAACAGAUCGAGCGACGUGUAGGGAGUGGAUGAUUUUAGUGUAGUUUUGAAGCGCAAAAAGGGGAAAAUCACAAAUAGAAAAGUAACACGCACGAACUAGUGCACGCACAACAAACUAGGGAGGACUCAAGCAGUUGUAAAUGGGCCAGCAGAAGUGGUACGGUACAUGCUUCCUUACGCCAAACUCAAAAAUCGACAAAGUAAACGAGCUCUAAACAUGGAUCGCGUGAAAGUAUGUGAUCAGAUUUUGCUGCAAAAGUUGCACCUGCUAAGCAAUGAGGUGCUGCGGACGAACCGUGGCAUCACCGAGCGGGACAUGGAGGAAGCGUUCAAGCAGUCGAUCGGCUACCGGGCGCCACGCUUCUUCCCACAGAACGACGGCAUACUGGCGAUCGUCUACAGUGCCAUAUUCGUGGUCGUGCUGUUCAUCAUUACACCGUUCCUGGCGGGGUUCCUCGAGCUGGUGCUCGGGAUGCGCUGCAUCGUGCCAAACAACUAUCUGAUCUGGGAGGCGACGCGACCGGUCUCGAACUGUGACUUUUGCCGCGGGGUCGACCGACCGAUCAUACUACAGAAUCUGACACGCGACGAGUUCCAACCGUACGCGUACUCGUCCCGGCCGAUCAUCAUCAAGCGGGCGGUAUCGCACUGGCCGGCCGUGCGGCUGCUCAACUACACCUUCCUGAAGGACCUCUACCUGAAGCACCCGACGGCACUGGACAGCCUGCACGAGGACUGCCAGUUUUUGCACUUUAAAUCGAACUUCCAAACGCUACGCGACGUCUUCCGGAUGUCGGACGAUCGGGCCGAGUUUCGGGCGGGCCAGCAACCGUGGUACGUCGGCUGGAGCAACUGCAACCCGGCCGUGCUCGGUGAGCUGCGGAAGUUGUACCCGAAACCACACUUCCUGCCCGAUGACGCCGAAAUGCCCAAUACAGAUUUUGUGUUUCUCGGCUACGAGCAGGGAGCCGUUAUGCACAUCGACUACAUCCCCCGGUUGAUGUGGCAGGCGCAGCUGCGAGGCAACAAGAGCUGGAUCCUGGCGCCAACGCCUGAGUGCGAUGCGGAGUGUCGCAGCUUCAGCUUUUACGUCGAACCGGGUGACGCGCUGCUCGUUGACACCCGGCUCUGGUACCACGGUACCUUCAUCCACUCGAAGGGCGAGUUUUCCCUUACCAUACAGUCGGAGUACGGGUAGAGAAGUGGGUGGGUCCUGUCCGAGUAGAGCGAGAGAGAUUUACUCCAAAACAUCAAGCAAGCCAAUUUAGUCGAUAACGAGUCUUCGUGAUUGCCCGAUCGUACAACGAUCGGACAAACCAAUCAAAGGAUCGACUGCGAAAAGUCAAGUCAAGUCAAGUCAAGUAGUUCAAUCGUCCUUCCGUAGGUGAAAUUUCAUGUCGUGUUCGUCGCGCCCUGUGUAAGAUAGCUUUACGAGCCUCCUUCAUCCUUCCUACCUUUUUUUUUCGUCUAAUUUCUCCUCUACGCCGCGAGUGCGUCUUACCGCACGAGUCACGCGGAUGCGGUUCGUGUGAGUGUGCAAAUGUUUUUCUGUGUGCGUUUUUUUUUAAUAUUCAAUUUUAGUGCCAUUUUUCUUUUAAAUAUUUAUUGUACAACGUAGUUUCAUUUCUCGUAUCUCGUUUGAUAUUAGCAAUCGUAGGGUUGCGCGGUGUUUUUUGUUUGCGUUCAUAACUAGUGAGUGUGCAUGCUAGCUUUUGUGUUUUCCCCGUACAUCAUAAGUGACCCAUUUCCCUGUGCGCGGUGCCCUUUUCCGUUUGCGCUUGUAAAUAAUAACGGGAAAGGGAAAUCAAGUGGAUCGAAACCAGUGGAGCAGAGAGAUAUUUACAAAGCAGCAAACCAAAUGCGUUUCGGGAGCAAUAAAUCUGGACUGAAUACUAAUUA
Messenger RNA from Anopheles coustani, 2099 nucleotides. RefSeq lists its product as uncharacterized. The transcript is spliced from 3 exons. The record is from RefSeq and is a predicted model, not a curated record. NCBI's taxonomy places the organism in Eukaryota, Metazoa, Arthropoda, Insecta, Diptera, Culicidae. Bases 367 to 1398 code for a protein of 343 amino acids.